UCUCCGCAUUCAACGCAGUUAGCAACGCCUAAAAAUAGUUCCAUUAGGACCUCAAUGCUGGAGAGGAAUUAAACGCUUAAAUGGAUUUGUGUGGAGAAAGGACAUUCACAGCCACAAGCCAUGUGGAAGUCAUUAUUCAUGGCCUCUCUGAAGCCUUAAGAAAGUGAUUUUCAAGACCAGGGUGAAGAAGAAAUGCUGAAAUGGAAGGAGUGUGGAAAUAUUUUCUCACCAUUUUGCUAGCAGUAUCAGGUUCCUGUUCCCACAUUACAGAAGGCCCCCAGAAUGCAACAGUCCUGGAAGGCUCUGAGGCACGGUUUAACUGUACGGUCUCACGGGGCUGGCAGCUGAUCCUGUGGUAUAUCAACAACCAGGUCUCCCUGAGCAUCACCGUCAAUGGACCCAUUAUUUCAAGUGAUCGCAUCGUCCCCAAGAGUUACCAAUCUGGGGACUCUUUUACCACUGAAAUGAUUAUCCGUGACGUGAGGAGGAGUGAUUCCGGAAAAAUCAAGUGUGGUCUCCAGAACAGUUCUAAAGAAGAAACUGCAUUUCUUUCUGUUCAAGUCGUUGGGUCUUUGCAUAUUCAAAAUGAUAGCCUUGUAUUAAUUGAGGAUAAAGCGCAUGAAAUUAUUUGUGAAGCCUCAGGCUGGAAUCCACUGCCAAAUAUUAGUUGGGUGAUCGAUGUUCCCGUAAAUCACUCAAGCUAUUGUUCCCACCCCAAGCCCGGUGACCUUCAAAGUUCAGUGAGCAUCCUGUCUCUGAUGCCACAAGGCAACGGUACCCUGACCUGUGUGGCUAGCAUGGCAGGGUUGCCUUUCAACCGGUCGGUAAUGGUCCAUCUCACCGUGAUUAAGUCUCCCUUAGAAGGUGAUGUAUUAAGUAAUACAUUCCCUACCUGGGCUAUAAUUCUGCUCGCGGUUGGACUGCCACUGCUUUUGAUCCUGGUCAUUAUACUGGUUGUGUUAUUCUGCUGUGGCUGUUCCUGCAAGAAAAGAAAAGAAGCCAGUUAUCAAAGUAAAAUAAGGAACCUUUCCAUUUCAAAACCAAAUGAUGGACCUAUUCAGGCCAUGGGGAACAAUGGCAAAGAAAAUUAUGGUUAUAGCUCAGAUGAGCCAAGAAACACAAAGAUUUCAUCUCCUCCAUCGGUGACCUCCAACUUCAGUGCUUCAAGACAAGGUGGCCAAGUCAGACUGCCUCAUCAGAUAAAUGAAGAACAGCAGCAGGUCAGAACCGCUCGUUCAACACCCACUGUUUAUCCGUCUCAUCCAAGGAAGAUUCGAAAUGCAACUUUGGUGUAGUGAAGAUGCUUCUCUUGCUUCGGGUUACAUCUGGCUGCUUCCGCCAUCAUAGAGAGGCCAUUACUGUUUCAUCGAUAUUCUCCUGCCCAGACUGAAUUAGAAGGUGAAUAAAAACUAUUUAGAGAUUUCUGUUGAAUUCCUUAGGAGUUCUGCCCACUCAUCUUGCCUGACAUUUGUACAGUCUGACACUCCUGAGAAAGUCUUCACCAUAGGCUUCAUGGAUCAUGGUUUAACAUAUAUUUUUUAUCCUUCAAUCAUACUGUUCCCAGAAAGUGAGUGUGUAAACAUUUUAAAUGUUGAAUUGAGAGGAAAACAAUAGUGAGCCUAAGUUUUCUGAUAUGAAAGUAAGGUUGAACUCUUGUACUGUGGUGGUGAAUUUUUGUAAUCUGAGAUCUCUCCUACCUGUGGAUGUACUUCUCCGCCGUUUCCUCACAUUAUCAACAGAAUUAGAAUAGCCAACAUUGUACGCUGUUUUUCCCCCAGAUGUUUUGAGUACUAUUUAUUUAAAAUGAGAUGUGAAAUCUGUUAAUAAAAUUCCUAAAUUCAC
Molecule: messenger RNA, 1842 nt
Organism: Ornithorhynchus anatinus (platypus)
Lineage: Eukaryota; Metazoa; Chordata; Mammalia; Monotremata; Ornithorhynchidae
Gene: IGSF5
Product: immunoglobulin superfamily member 5
Exons: 9
Coding region: 201-1295 (364 amino acids)
Biological process (GO): cell-cell adhesion
Source: RefSeq, a predicted model, not a curated record